AGAAGAAGGAAUCCUACUCCAAUAAGGAGUUGGAAAUUCUCUUUGAGUUCUAUUCAAAUAAGGAGAUAGCAAUUUUGUUUAUUCCUUCCUAAGUUUCAAUCAUGUUAAGCAGUGAUGACAAAUCAACCACUAGAAGCCACCAUGUGGAUGAAUCCUUCAUGCUCAAAGCAAUGCAACAACAAUUUCAGAGGCUGGACAUCAUGUUCAGUGAGAUUAAAGACAAAAUGGAGAAGCAAGAUGUAGUGAUAGCCAAGUUAUACCAAAUACAGAAUGGAAGUCUGAAUUUGUGUAGGAAUGAUGCUAAUGACAAUUUUGGUGGCGAUUAUGAAGAUGCAUUCAACAAUGAUGCCCAGAACUCAAAUUUCAGUAUGGAUAGAAUUAUGAGAGGUCGAGGGGGCCAAAGAGAGCAAAAUCUGAUGAGGUGGGGAGAUCGGCAAGAUCGUGACUUAGGUAGCAUCAAGAUGAAGAUUCCUCCGUUUCAAGGCAAAAAUGACCCAGAUGUGUAUUUGGAGUGGGAAAAGAAGGUGGAAUUGGUGUUUGAUUGCCAUAACUAUUCUGAGGAGAAAAAGCGUCCUGUUGACACUUGGGAAGAGAUGAAAGCUGUGAUGAGAAAACGAUUUGUUCCUAGUCACUACUACCGUGAUCUCUAUCAGCAAUUGCAGAGCCUUACUCAAGGGUCCAAAAGCAUUGAGGAUUAUCAUAAAGAGAUGGAAAUCGCAAUGGUUAGAGCGAAUGUGGAAGAGGACAGAAAAGCAACUAUGGCACGGUUUCUGCAUGGCUUAAAUCGUGAUAUAGCUAAUGUGGUAGAGCUGCAGCAUUAUGUAGAAUUAGAAGAUAUGGUGCACAUGGCGACGAAAGUAGAAUGGCAACUCAAGCGUAAAGGAGCCACCAGCAGAGCUAGACAAAAUUCAGGUUCCUCAUCUUCUUGGAAAUUGAAUUGGAGCAAAAAGGAAGAAAAUUCUGUUUUUAAGCCUAAAACUGCAGCAUCUAAGUCAAAAGAAGUUGGCAGCAAUGAGAAGAGUAAAACAGAUAAUACGCAAGGCAGAAACCGAGACAUCAAGUGUUUUCGAUGCUUGGGAAGGGGGCAUGUUGCAUCACAAUGUCCUAAUAAGCACACGAUGAUCUUGAGAGAAGAUGGAGAAAUAGAAACAGAGGGUGAAUCUGAUGAUGGCUCUAUGCCACCAUUGGAAGAUGCUGAUGAUGGCAUGGAAUAUGCUGUUGAUGGAGAACUACUUGUCACCAGGCGUGCUUUGAAUGUGCAAGCCAAAGAAGAUGAUGAAGUACAACACGACAACAUAUUUCACACGAGGUGCCAUAUCAAAAAUAAGGUAUGUAGUGUGAUUAUUGAUGGUGGCAGUUGUACUAAUGUAGCUAGCACUGUUUUGGUUGAAAAGCUUAAUUUACCUAUGAAGAAGCAUCCAAGGCCAAAUAUGUUAGAGGACAAAUAUGUUAGAGUAUUUUGUAUUAUGUAUUAGAAAAUAUGUUUAUGAAACUAUAUUGUACCAAAAUAUGUUUUUUCACCUUAAGGUAAUUUUCUAAUUUUAUAGUUUAAACUACACUUUCUGUUUAUUCCAAUUUAAAAAAUUCAGUUCUCAUAU
Molecule: messenger RNA, 1598 nt
Organism: Rubroshorea leprosula
Lineage: Eukaryota; Viridiplantae; Streptophyta; Magnoliopsida; Malvales; Dipterocarpaceae
Source: the annotation of a GenBank genome assembly